UGCCCGCGGGCCCCGCCCCGUCAGGCCACCCGGGCGCGUCCGCCAUUUUUCCGCGAUGUCCUGGUGGCUGCGGAUCCUGCUGCUCACGGCCGCGGUGGCCGUGGUGCCCCGUGAGAGACCCUGUGAAUCUGACCAGUAUGAGCUGCAUGGCCUCUGCUGCGACUUCUGCCCGGCCGGCUCCUACGUCAGCAGACACUGCGAUGUGGACCGCGUCACGGAGUGCAGCCCGUGCGAGCCGGGCUCCUUCACCGCCCACCGCAACCGGGAGACCAGGUGCCUGUCCUGUGCCGAGUGCCGGGAUGAUCAGGAGAUGGUCUCCGACUGCACCCAGAACAGCGACCGGCGGUGCCAGUGCAAGACGGGGAGCUUCUACUGCGACUCCGAGGACUGCGUGGAGACCUGCUACCGCUGUUCCAGGUGUGAUGGCCCCAUCCUGGAGACAUGCAAUGCCACACGGAACACCAUUUGUGCCAAGAGAAAUCCAGAGUCAGGGGACCUACCCAGAUCCUCCAACGUUUGGGCUGUGGCAGUGCCCGUGAGCAUCAUCCUUGUCACCAUCGCCGUCGCCGUCACGGUCGUCUGCUGCAGGAGACCAGGUGUGCAGCUUCCCCACGUGCUGGUCCAUUGGUUGAAACACGAGUCCAGGGACGCAGGUGACCCGUCACAGGGAGGCACCCUGCCCACGGACUCAGAGCCCGGCCAGCCAGCUGCCGGCGGGGACAACACACCACUGCUGGAACCCCAGGGCCCAGCCAGGGCGCCCUCUGAGGACCCUGAGGGAGGGGCGGAGCUGCAGGAGGUGGUGCUCACGGGAGGCGGGGCCUCCCCGGAGCAGGCGCUGCAGACCCCGGUUCCCUCAGCCCCCGGGGGCCCGGACCAGGCUGGGGCUGCAGCCCCCCUCCACGCCCUGGAGCAGCAAUACAAACAAAAGUACGUUUUGAAGGACGGGUCCCCUGAGGCCACGAACAGGAUCUACUUCGAAUUCGGGCAGGAGGUUCCCAGAAGUCACUGGAGGAUGUUCAUGAGGUUGGCGGGGCUGGAGGAGAACGACAUCGUCAUUUGUGAGCACGAGAACCCGGGGAACCUGCCGGAGCAGCACCACAGGAUGCUGCUGCGCUGGCAGAGCAAGCUGGGGCGGGCGGCGACCCCGUUCAGGCUCAUGGCAGCCCUCUGUAAGAUGCAACUGCGGGAAUGUCUGGAAAAUAUUAUAAACAAGCUGGCUGCGGAGGAUAUCUUAGGUAGUAAGGAUGCAGAGCCCCCGAACUAGUCAGCCUUUUUUGCAACGGCUGUGACUUAGCGGCAUCCUGGGGUCUGGCCUCCCCCAGGUCCCUUUCUGUGGGUGCCUUCACAGAUCCCAGAUGGGACGGAGCCCCUCCAUGUCCAAGUAGCCUCUACGGGAAGCUUCUUCUGGGGGGCCCUCUGCCUGCGGCCCAUGUGGCCCACGGGCUGCCAUCAGGGGACUCCGGGGGCCUGAGCUGCUCAGGGAGGACCCGCUGGGUGUACUCAGUGGGCCCACGAGCCGUGGCCUCCUCACGGACACAGGCCAGGAGGGCUGGCUGGUCAUCUGUGUGACCCCAGUAGCUCACUCCUUGUUCUCCCAGGCACUGCGUUGUCUCUGGGCUUCUACUUGGGAGUGCCAUACCUGGGUGACACUUAUAAGUCAGUUCACAACAGACAAACCAGCGGCUACUCUAGCUGUCACUAGGUCAGCUGGGGUGGGGCAUGGGGACAGUUAUUGUCACAUGCCAGCUAUUAGAGGCCUUUGUCCAGUUCUCUAAAUGUUUAAGCAUAUGUGAUAUUUCUAGUUUUAUUGAAGUGGUAAAACUUCUCUUCCAUAGCAUUUUUACAUGUUUGUAUAACUUUUUUCACCCAGUAAAAUUUAUAUUCUAAA
Artibeus jamaicensis (Jamaican fruit-eating bat) is the source of this 1891-nucleotide messenger RNA. RefSeq names its product tumor necrosis factor receptor superfamily member 1A-like. Lineage: Eukaryota; Metazoa; Chordata; Mammalia; Chiroptera; Phyllostomidae. Gene Ontology annotation, cellular component: cell surface; plasma membrane. Gene Ontology annotation, biological process: positive regulation of apoptotic process; TRAIL-activated apoptotic signaling pathway. The record is from RefSeq and is a predicted model, not a curated record. The coding region runs from base 56 to 1267 and encodes 403 amino acids. The transcript is spliced from 11 exons. Gene Ontology annotation, molecular function: protein binding.